This is a messenger RNA of Acanthamoeba castellanii str. Neff, 1923 nucleotides long. Its product is annotated as HEAT repeat domain containing protein. The coding region runs from base 1 to 1923 and encodes 640 amino acids. The record is from RefSeq and is a predicted model, not a curated record. Gene Ontology annotation, molecular function: microtubule binding. Gene Ontology annotation, cellular component: cytoplasmic microtubule. The transcript is spliced from 6 exons. Gene Ontology annotation, biological process: microtubule cytoskeleton organization. Lineage: Eukaryota; Discosea; Longamoebia; Acanthamoebidae.
AUGAUCAAGCUCCAGGAACUUGCCCCCACGGCCUCGAAAUACGACAGCUUCGCGACCGGUCUUGACAAGAUUAAGAAGCAUCUGGUAGCGCAGCUCAACGAUCUCCGCUCCCAGGUGAUCAAGGAAAUCUGCAUGACCGUUGGCGUGCUGGCUCAGUCGCUCGCCGAAGAUUUCGACUCGUUCGUGGGCUUGUUCUUCCAGCCGCUGCUACGACUUACUGGAGUGAAGACCCUCGUGAUGUCGCAAGCUGCGCACGACUCUCUCCUCAAGGUGAUGGAGCACGCCUCUCCCGCGGCUGGAGUUGAGGCAGUCUUAAGUCAGGCCACCACUGCCAAAGGCCCCAAGGAGCGCGCUCGCUGCAUGGAAUACCUCUCCCUUCUCCUCGAUCGUGCCGCAACAGAAUCGCUGGAGCGGCACAGGGACUCAAUCGCCUCAACCAUCGUUGCAGGCAUGAGCGACGCAUCGCCUGAGGCCCGCUCUCAGGCGCGCGCGUGCUUCCAGCAAUUCGCGGGGCACUGGGAUGACCGCGCCGCAGCACUGAAGGAGACUCUCGACUCUUCCAUUCAGCGUGCUCUCGCUCGUGAUGCACAGGCCGCGGCCUCCAAGAAGAAGUCCCUCGCCGACUCCAACACUGCGACCAAACGACGGGCGGCGACGGCUGCAGUCAAGCGUGAGCAGCCCGAGAGCUUGAAGGCGCGCAUCCAACAGGCACAACGUGUUUCCGUCCAGACCGACACGGCCGUACCCCAGGACGUGAUCCUCGUGGAGCAUCGGCCGCCCGUUCGUGUGCUCGUUCCUGAACCCAAGGCGCUGCCGCCAACCCCUGCGAUCCGAAUCCCUGUGGAACGCAGCGAGGAGACCGCAGUCGUUCCCCUUCUCGCCGGCGCGGAACGCAUCCCCGCUCCUCCGACCACGCCUCUGCACCAGGGCACCUCGACCCAUCGGCCUUCGCUGCUGCUCUCCGAACAAGGACCCAAACGCGCCCACCAGGCCCACACGCCCGCGGUCGACGUACCGGGCGAUGGCGAGCUGGGCUCGGCUUCUACUGCUGCACACAGCAAGGCCAAACGCGUGCGCCUUGCCCGCAUUCCCGCCCACAAGACGGGGACCACCGAUUCGCGGAGUCACCACGCCCAGCAGCCCUUUGCUCGUCACGCGGCGGGCACAAGAGCGCCGUCCACUCCUCCUGCGAAAAGGAUCGCAGCGCCUCUCAGCACCGACUGGGAAGCCGAGUCCGGCCACCUCACAGCCCCCAUUCCGAUGCUCUAUCUUGUGAAGGCGAAGCAGCUGGAAAACGAACUUCCUCCUAGCGCUUCGCCACCGGUGGAGCUCGAAAAGGUGGUGCCCGGUCCAUCGGCUUCCGUAGAGCCGAUGAAUAUCGAAGAGGACCAAACCGGCUUCGCCCCAGGCCCCGCAGACGACGAGCCGGCGUUCGACGUGAGUCCCCACAAGGCAGUCUUCGAUGCUGCGUUGGAUAUCCUGGUCCAGCUGCCUGCCGCAGCACCUCUCGAAGAAGCGGUUCACCAGGCGAGGGCUAGCCUCCAAGAAUCCGCGCAGGACUGCAUCGAGCGCACUUUGACCUGCAUCGUGAUAGCUUCCCCGGUCGGACUGUUGGCCAUCGACGAAGAUCGUCAGUACGUCUUCUCGGUCAUGCACCAGAUUCUGCUGCUCCUGCCUCGCGUCGUUGAACUCGACGUCACAAGCCUUCACACCCUCAUUUCCGCCGUGCUUACGGGGAUGGACGACUCCCGCGUUGAGGUUCGGAAGGCGUCGACGGACGUGGCGGCGGUGUUGUGGGUCAAGCUCGGGGACGCCGUGCUGCCCCUUUUCUCUCGUCUCUCCCCGUUGGCCUCGCGCAUGCUCUCGCAGCGCCGCGACCAGGCCCACGCAACCCUACUCUCCGUCUCUGCCGCCGCCAGCUGA